AUGAUCGCUAACCAAACGGGGCACCUGAAAGUCUCCACCCGCGUCAUCGUCCGCUCCUACAUCGGCAUGUUCGUCUUCUGCUCGAUGCUGUCGGCCAAUUGGGCGAUUAUCAUCUACUGUGGAUGGGCAUUAAAUAAGGCCCUAAAAUCCAAAGGUAUCAGCAAUCGCACAAAAACUAUGCAAAAGGAGCUCUUCCGGGCCCUGAUUUUCCAGCUCAUCGUGCCGAUCUGCUGCGUAUUCGGACCUCUGGGGAAGAGCUUCUGGCAAAACGGCCCCUCAAGGGGCCAUCACCAAGUCGAGCACCCAACC
Molecule: messenger RNA, 309 nt
Organism: Mesorhabditis spiculigera
Lineage: Eukaryota; Metazoa; Nematoda; Chromadorea; Rhabditida; Rhabditidae
Source: the annotation of a GenBank genome assembly